Malania oleifera is the source of this 2605-nucleotide messenger RNA. RefSeq names its product probable arabinosyltransferase ARAD1. The transcript has 2 exons. Gene Ontology annotation, molecular function: glycosyltransferase activity. The record is from RefSeq and is a predicted model, not a curated record. Lineage: Eukaryota; Viridiplantae; Streptophyta; Magnoliopsida; Santalales; Ximeniaceae. Bases 809 to 2290 code for a protein of 493 amino acids.
UGCAUCCCUGGCCCUCUCGCAAAAGAAGCGGGCUCGGUUCUUCUGAUGAGUGUACCGGUUCCCACGCCCCCCCUUCAAACUCCUGCGCAACGCCCAGAGGGGAAGAGAAUCUGAGUUCAAUCAAUUUGGUUUUCGUCCUUCUCCAACCUCCGCGGCACGACUCGUAAUAUCUCUGAUGAAGUAACGGCUCUUUCCCCUAACCCAAUUCGCCAAAUGUUCCCACAUUCAUUCAGUUCCACUUCCACACGUUUUCCUUGUUGUUUUCUGGGUUUUCUUUCUGCUUCUGAUUCCGUGGAUUGUUCAGAUUAUAUUUGAUUUCAUCUGGGUUUUCUUUCUUUCCCGUUUUAAUAUUCUCAUUCUUUUGAGGAUUUUUUUUUUCGAAGUUCUUUUCUUCAUUGACAAUGCGGGGAGAGAGAGAAAAAAAGCACGACUCAUGAAGAGAUCUGAUGUAAGAUAUCUGGAUUUCUAAUACCACUCUGAACCUAUUUUCUACUUUCGAGUCAGUAUUUUCUGGCAUUGGAGUCUAUGAUUCUUGCACCCUCUUGGGUACUGUUCUGUGGAUUGCAUACCGUGGUUAAUCUGUUUUGCGCGAGGAAUUUCUGCUAAUGCCCUGGCCAAUGAAUGGUCUCUGGCCCUGCCCAUGUCCCGUUUAUGCGCAUUCAUGGACUAAUCUGAAUUUGAUUCUCUCUUCUUCACCUUUUCUCUGUGUUUUUUCCUGUUCCGUGUCCCCAGUACUGUCUAUUAUCUGCUUCAGAUAAAGAUAUGAUAUUUCUUGUGGUGUAUUGUUGACCUUGGAGUUCGAAUUAGAAUGGUCGAGAGGAAUUCCCAAUCCCAUGGGGUUAUCUCCCAGAAAUCUUUAUUUUGCCUAUUUUCAGUUACAUCCAUUGUUUUCAUAUUAUCUUGGUUCUUUGUGUUGCGUUCCACGGACCGUCCUAGCUUCAUUGACCAUACUUUAUUACCCAGUUCUAACCUCUUUACACCGACCGAUAAUGGAAAUGCUGAACCCCAGAACAGCGAUGACUCCUCAGUUUCAUUUCCUUCCACGCUUGUGGCCGAAGAAGAAGAAGUGCCCAGGGAAAAAGAUUCUGUGAAUUGCAAUCCAGAAAAAGCAGUCCUUAAGGUCUUCAUGUACGAUUUACCCCCUGUGUUUCAUUUUGAGCUCUUAGAUUGGAAAGCCAAAGGGAGAAAUGUUUGGCCUGAUCUUCGAACCAGAAUUCCUGAAUAUCCUGGUGGGUUAAACUUGCAACAUAGUAUAGAAUAUUGGCUUACACUAGAUCUUCUUGCUUCGGAAUUUGCUGACCAUGUAGGUACACGCAGUGCUGUAAGAGUAAAGAACUCGAGUGAAGCGGAUGUUAUAUUUGUCCCCUUCUUUUCCUCACUGAGCUAUAAUCGAUAUUCCAAGGUACACCCACACCAAAAGAAGGGCAGGGACAAGUUACUGCAAGAGAAGCUCGUCAGUUUCUUGACAGCUCAAGAUGAGUGGAAGAGGUCAGGGGGACGUGACCAUUUAAUUGUGGCUCAUCAUCCAAACAGCUUGUUAGAUGCUAGGGUGAAGCUGUGGCCUGCAAUGUUCAUACUUGCAGAUUUUGGGAGAUAUCCCACGAACAUAGCAAAUGUUGAGAAAGAUGUGAUUGCGCCUUACAAACAUGUGAUCAAAACCUUUGCCAACGAUUUAUCUAGCUUUGAUAGCCGUCCGACUUUGCUAUACUUCCAAGGAGCCAUAUAUAGAAAAGAUGGUGGCUUUGUUCGGCAAGAAUUAUUCUAUCUUCUGAAGGAUGAGAAAGACGUGCAUUUUCAAUUUGGAAGUGUUCAGGGGGAUGGGAUCAGGAAAGCCUCUGAGGGAAUGCACUCCUCCAAAUUCUGUCUCAACAUAGCUGGUGACACUCCUUCAUCAAACCGCCUCUUUGAUGCCAUUGCCAGCCACUGCGUCCCUGUCAUCAUCAGUGAUGAGAUUGAGCUCCCAUAUGAGGAUGUCCUUGAUUACUCUGAAUUUUGCUUAUUUAUUCGGACAUCGGAUGCUGUCAAAGAAAAAUUCAUUGUAAACCUCAUUAGGAGUAUUGGGAGGGAUGAGUGGACUCGAAUGUGGGAAAGGUUGAAAGAGGUUGAAAUUUUCUUUGAGUAUCGGUAUCCAUCAAAGGAGGGUGAUGCUGUCCAAAUGAUAUGGCAGGCUGUGGCCCGUAAAAUAGCCGCUGUUAGACAGAAGUUACAUAAGUCUGGGCGAUUUGCUCGUUCCCUUGUUGGCAGAGAAAGAAGCCUAAGAGCGAUACCGACUCAAAAGAAUUUUUGGUGAUGAGAAAAGUAAUAAUUCUCCAAGGUUUCACAGUUUUUAUAGCUUUUGAUGCGAGGGACCACAAGUUCUGCUGAUCAAGAAAUGUGAGGACUCAAAUCCUCACAGCAGAUUUUGAUUGUAAAAUUGUGAUGAUUUUGUUUGUAAACAUGGAAAAAAUGAAAGGAAAAGAACGAAUUGAGGCACUCAGCUGUCUAGGUAAAGCUCCUCUCUAGCAUAUAUAAAUUGAGGAUCUUUGCAUUAAGGGCUGGCAUAAAAUCAUGGAACAAAACAAAAGAUUGUUUCAUUAAUAUAGUAAUAAUUUUGUUUUUUGUUUAA